Iphiclides podalirius (scarce swallowtail) is the source of this 513-nucleotide messenger RNA. Lineage: Eukaryota; Metazoa; Arthropoda; Insecta; Lepidoptera; Papilionidae. The record is from the annotation of a GenBank genome assembly.
AUGUACGCGAAUAAGGCCCGUUUGUUCGCGAAAGGCCAUCCGGACGAUUGUUCUCGGGUGGAAGAAUUCAUUUCCUUUAUUGGGCGGCCCCCGCGCGACGCCAACAAAGGGAAGGCAUUCCGCGCGAUUCGUUUAUUGUGGCGAUCAAUCGGGCGGAAUGAAAUCGUGGUUCUGGCGGAACCCGAGAUCGAGACCAGUGCCACCGCGUCCAGUCAAUCCGCAGUUCAAACGGGCCCGGUGCUCGGUGGGGAUGGGCUCUCGGAAGGGGUAGACGGGCCGCGAGGCCGCUUCAGCCUGAGGGGGUCGAAGGCUACCACGCUGGCGGGGUACGGGCGGCACGCGGUGUACGCGGGCGGCGCGGGAGCGUACCACGCCCGCACCUCCGCCGUACCGCUCAACGCAACCUCUCAAAGAAAAUCGCGUUCCACCAAAUCUCAAUAUGGGAUCCGACGAAAGCUCGCCGUUUUAAAUUUCGCCGACGUAGUGUCAAAGCGAGACGAUUUCAUUGAAUGG